Molecule: messenger RNA, 5754 nt
Organism: Magallana angulata
Lineage: Eukaryota; Metazoa; Mollusca; Bivalvia; Ostreida; Ostreidae
Product: protein turtle homolog B-like
Exons: 17
Coding region: 138-4658 (1506 amino acids)
Biological process (GO): cell-cell adhesion
Molecular function (GO): protein binding
Source: RefSeq, a predicted model, not a curated record
UUUCCCGCACACCUUGCUAUAGCAGUGGCUCUGUGUUCGCCGACUUUACGAGUGCCGUCGCUCUCACUAUGAAAAAGAAUUUUUCGAAGUUUUAGACUUUCCAUGGAUUUUCAGCUAGAUGUGAUGAAGGGAUUGCCAUGGUUUUAGUAGCAUCAUGUUUGCUCCUGAUGCAUUUGUUGGGGUUCGGAGCCAAACGAGAUGAUGGAACUUUUGCAUGGAUUAUAAUUGCUGCUGUUUCAUUAUGGUGGAAACUGGAUUCAAAUGGAGCAGUAUAUGCCGAAGGGAUUACUCAGAAACUAGUGGAUUCUGGUUCACAGGAAGUGUUGGAGUGUUUUAUAAAAAACAACAAGUCUGAGGCCAAACUUAUCCGAUGGGUCAAAUACAGUGGCAUGUUUCCGAUUCUCAUCUUUCAACAAAUGCAGCAUUACCCUGAAUUCAUUAAAGAUGGAUAUCUAGGACGAGUUCGGUUAGUUAACCAAUCAUCUUUAGAGUUGUCAGACAUUCGCAGUAGUGACGAGGGAUUAUAUGAAUGCAGCAUUACACACACUGAUGGUGGAAAGGAAGAACUUACACACGUCCAUUUGAAGGUCAAAGCAAAACCCUACAUAACUUCGAGCUCGCCAACCCAGCUUCAUCAGCUUCUGGGGGCCACGGUCAACCUCUUCUGUCAGGCCAAGGGCACCCCUGAACCAGAUGUGGUGUGGUCCAAGAAUGGUGCCCCUCUGCUCAACUCCAAGCGGGUUACAAUCGCGCUGGACAAGGAGACGGUGGAGAUUCGGGACCUCCAGCGAUCGGAUAGCGGGACCUAUACAUGUACCUUCACAAACUCCAUGGGGGCAGUGUCUCAACAAAUCAUUCUCAUAGUGGAAGGUGCUGCCUAUAUUCUACGCGCUCCAUCAAAUCGUACAACUCUUGAAGGACAGAAAAUUCAGUUUGACUGCGGUGCAGCCGCAUUUCCAAACAACAUCACUUACCGGUGGUACUUCAACAACCGCAAUGUGUUGACGUACAAUGACAGUCGAUUAACGGUGUACCCUGACGGUAAACUGGUGAUCUCACCAGUGUACAAGAAGGACAUGGGCUGGUACACCUGUCGCCCUAGUAAUGGGGUGGGGGAGGACCCAGAGGCAGCUGCAUUCCUCAAUGUUACCUAUGCUCCCAAAAUUUUGAAAGACCUGAUGCCUGCAAGAGUCACUUGGGCACUGGGCUACCAAGAACAUUUGGACUGCCCUGUAGAUGCUAAUCCCCCAGUCCGAGAGUACAGCUGGAAGAAGAACACAUACUUAGUGUCCUUCAGUAGUGACCACAUCACUCUCCUGCCAAACGGGUCCCUAUUGGUCAAAAGUGUCCAGCACUCUGAUGCCGGGGCCUAUAGCUGUAUGCCGGUCAGCUCCAUUGGAAACAGUCAAUCUUCUCCUCUUGUGCAAGUCAUUGUGCAAGACCCUCCAAGGUUUCUCUUCCGUCCAGAACCCCAGUACCUCAGAAUUCCGGGACAAGAUGUGACAAUGAUCUGUGGGGCCACCGGCAAGCCUGUUCCUAGCAUACAAUGGAGGAAGGUGACAGGUGAUCUGAAUUUGGCGGAGGGUGGGCGUGUGAAGUUAGAAGGUGGUAAUUUGACAAUUACCUCGCUGAGGAAGGAGGAUCAUGGCAGAUACGAGUGUCAGGCGGAAAAUGAGGUCAAAACCAUCGUUGUGGGCACUGACCUUAUUAUACAAAUGACCACCCCACACGCUCCGUACAAUCUCACUGUGACUACUGAUUGGUUCAGUGCCAGAAUAAGUUGGAUUCCAGCAUACAAUGGUGGAAACGACCAGUUCUUUGUGAUUUGGUACCGCAGAGCGAACGGACAGGUAUCCCAGUGGUCCACCUUGCAGGUACUCCCCAAGUCUGCCACCGUCUUUACCCUGUACAACCUGACCCCAGACACAAUGUACGAGUUCAAGGUUCUGUCCAGGAACGAAAUCGGAAGCGGGAACUUCAGCGAGAUCGUUAGAGCCCCGACAAAAGGAAAUGCAACCAAAACCACAGCAAGAUCACCUGGUGAUGAAACAAAGCUGCCCACCGCUCUACCCACAGACUCAUCCGGAUCGACAUAUUUUCCUAUCAUAACCAAAAAUAUUGGUGCUAGACCUCCACCCCCCAGAAAUGUGUCUGCCCGAAUCGAAGGGUCGGUCAUCCGCGUCUACUGGCUGCCUCCCCUCACCAACAUGUCUGUGUAUUAUUACAUCAUAGAGUGGUCGACUGACGGACAGAAGUGGCAGUCGUUUGAUGAGAGAAUUAAUGUGCCUUAUACGUUCUACAUCUGGCAAGAUGCCCGCCCAAACAUGGAGUACUACUUUCGGGUGUUUUCUUACUCCAUUACAGCCUUCAGUGUCGCCAGCAAGGUUGUGAUGAUCAGAACGCCCCCUGCAGAAAUUUUUGGACCGAGUGGACAAUAUGUAAGCCUAACCACUGAGAGAUUGACCACAAUAUCUCCCCAAUCAAAUGACGAAUCUGGAUUUUUCCUGUCGCAGGCCGAGAUUGGAGGAAUUGUGGGAGCAUUGCUAUUUCUGCUUCUUACUGUUCUCCUGGUUGUGGCAGGAAUCAUAUACAACAGGAGAAAGCAGAAACCAGAUAAGUUUGGUAAUGUGAAGUAUAUUGGACCUGCUGAUGAGCUUAAUACACGACCAUAUAGCAGAGGUUGUAGUGAAGAUAUACCAGAAUGGAGUAGCAGGCGGUCACCGUCACCACCAUCAUCCCCAGGAGGAAGAACUCACUCUUUGAGGCGGAUCCCCAUUGCCAACGGAAUCUACAUCCUGCCUGACACCCAGGAGAUCCACAGAGAGCAGGACGUGGUUCCCCAGGAAUACAUGGCAGAGUCCCAGCUUUACGACCCUCACCAGUAUAUAUACAACUCCGACAAGGGACACCUGCUUCCCAACUCGGCAGGUCAUGACCCCGAGGACUGGGAGGGGAUAGAGGAACGCCUCAAGAGGUCAAGGCUGGAUUCUCAUGACACUUCACGCAGCGGAUGGAAAAAUCCGGCCAAAGGGAAAUAUCCGCUUUAUAUCAAACAUUACAGUGAUUUUGAUUUAAGCUUUCAGUCUCCAAACUUUUCAGGAGAUGACCAUACUUAUGUUAAUGUGCCAUCACCGCAUUCCAGUGAACAGCAAGUCCCAGACACUUCAUUUUAUUCUCAUCCUCAUUCCUCAGGCUAUCAUGGAAGUUACAUAGACGAUGACGACGAAAAUGGUUUUGUACCAAAGAGACCUCCUCUUCCAAAAGAGUUCCAGAGAAUGACCUCUGGAAGAUCCAUUUCCAUGUAUGAUCCCCUGUAUGAAAAUGUCAAUUCCUCUUUUGUUGAUGAUGUGUUCUUCCCUCCCCCUCCUCCACAAGAAUUUCCAGGCAGACAUUCUCUGCCCCGCCAUAGCUCAAUGAAACCCUCUUAUAAGACGUACCUAAUUGGAGAUCCUGUGGAUGAUGAUUGCGGAUUCACCCAACCAUUUGGUGCUGUAGACAUCUCCUCGGUGAUGCCAUCUUUCAAUGAAUCCGCAAGUGGUGCUCGAGAUCGAUUUGCAUACUCUCCUUACAAUGAAACAAACUCUAGAACUUUGUUGGAGCAACCAAACUGGAGUGGUGCAGAGAUAAACAAUUAUCCAUUAUCUGCAAGUGAGAGACUAGCAAGACCAAAAUCAAGAGGUAGUGAUAACAGACAAAGAUCCCAUUCCAGUGAUUAUGCCAGUGAUAACCCUCGGCAUUCCUUGGUAAACAAUCAUCUUGACUACCCUGAUAAUACCACAUUAAAACAUCUAGAUCCCAUUUCUCCUAGCCCAAGGUCCCCCAGAAAUGACUUUACCUUUGGUCCUGCACAGUAUACCAGGGACCAACUUCAGGGGGUUGUAGACAAAAUUCGGAAAGGUCCAAGAGCUAGAAGAUCCAAAUCUGCUGGACGUCUUCCCUCCCAAGAAACAAACUUUCCUUACUCAUAUUCUCCCCAGGUUGUUCCAAAUCUCAGCUUGUCACCAACGUUAGGCUCAGGGUAUGAUCAGUAUGUCGAACAUCCUCGACAGAGAUACUCGCACGAAAUUGCUCCAUAUAAAGGAGAAAGGGGUAGUCGAUCGAGCGUGAACAGUUCCGGUCGAGGAAGUUUGGGAAGACACAGAUACCCUACAGACCCUCGCUCCUACGCUUUGGAAGAUCUCACUCCAGAUUCUAAUAGUAGUGGUAGGGGGAGUCGGAACACAUCACAAGCCACAGGCUCAUCCCAUCAGUCCCGUAUUCCUAGAAACUCUCUCAGUUCAUAUGCCUCACCUCAAGAGCACGAUCUCAGUCAAGACUCGUCUCCAUUUUUGGAUGCCACGGGAAGUCUCCAUAAAGACACUUCUGCAGAUGAUAACUAUGAGUUUGACUCUUUGCAAGCAUUGGAGGCUGAUCUCAUUAACACCCUCCGCAGUUAUCCAUUAGCCAAACAGAGUGAGGAUCUCAAGAUGGCCAUUGAAAGUGGCUUAAACACUUCCGAGUUUUAUGAUAGUCUUUACCCUAAACCAAGUGUUGAAAGCCAGUACGACAAUUCUGAAGCCAGAUUUGAGAAAUUGCGCCAAGAGUUUCAACAGUUUCGACGAAAGCAGCAGGAAAUUUUUCAACAGACACGCUUAGCUAUGGAUAGUGACAUGUUGUAAUUAAUGUGCAUUCCACUUUAUUCAUGAUGUAAAUGUUAAAUCUUCAGAUAUUGAAUGCUAUGAAAUUGAGGUGUCAUUACAUUUUAGGAAAAUGUAUAUUGUUUGUUUUGUUUGCAUGAAGUUUCAAAACAUGCAAAUGCUUGAAAAGCUACAGUGUGAACAUGUAUUGAGAAAUUUCUAUGAUCUCGGCAACCUAUUGUCACAGAUUGAAUGGCAAUGCAUCAUAUUAUGGGUAUUUUUUAUUUGUUGCGUGUACAGUUAUAUUCCACACAGUUUGUUGUAUACAUUAGCACCUGUUUCUCUGUCCAUGACUGCUUUAUUUAGGGUCACUUGUUGAGGCUGUUUUGUUUUAUGUCGUUUUGGUUAAGUUUUUUUUCUUUGUCUGUUUAUACCAUUCUUGUUGUAACUGGUUCAUAGAACCUACAAGUUAUAUAAUUCCAAUAUAGUUGUAGUCAACUCUUAAACAUAUCAUAAUCUGAAAGACUGUAUAUAUAGUUUUUUAUGCAUGGUAAGCUCUUGUGGAAUGUAUUUUGAACAGAACAUACUUAUUUUGGGCGUAAUUUUUUUUUAAACUCUGAAUGAAAAGAAUGUUUUAAAAUGGCCGAAUAAGUAUGUUUUAUGAUGAAUUUAGUGCAAUAGUUUAUUUAGGAUUUUUUUUCGAAUAAUAUAUGUAUAUAUUUUAGUCAACCUUUUUUUGUUCAAAACUGAAGUACUGUAUUUAUCUCUUACACUUUUUCAGUAAAUUUAUGGCAAUUUUAUUUUAGUUGAUACCAAAUGCACUUGGCAGCAUUUCAAGAAAAUGUAUUUCAUUUAGUUUUUCAUAUCAUUAUGUAUUUUUAGCCAAUUGUUUUCCUGACUAUUUUAAAACAACUUUUUGAGUUUUUUCUUUACAUUUUAUUAGGAUAUACGUACAUGUUUGUUAUAUACAGUAUAUAUGAACACUAAUGGGUGUGAGUGCAUGUUUUUGUAUUUAUUGACUUUAAAUUUUGUAAGCAUUAAAUGUGUGCAAUUUACAAGAGCUGUCCUAAUAGCUUAAUAUAUACAAUAAUAAUUUAAAAAUACUGAAAAAUACAGAAAAAUAAAAUUUUGAAGACCC